Molecule: messenger RNA, 2930 nt
Organism: Trichosurus vulpecula (common brushtail)
Lineage: Eukaryota; Metazoa; Chordata; Mammalia; Diprotodontia; Phalangeridae
Gene: PLCD4
Product: phospholipase C delta 4
Exons: 16
Coding region: 115-2577 (820 amino acids)
Biological process (GO): intracellular signal transduction; lipid metabolic process
Molecular function (GO): phosphatidylinositol-4,5-bisphosphate phospholipase C activity; calcium ion binding
Source: RefSeq, a predicted model, not a curated record
GGGAGACAAUAAAGCAAGGAGAGAAGAAACUGCUGCACAAAGGAAUUCCAGCACCGGGACCCGGGAUUAUCCUGGCCACGGUGCCUUCUGUGAAGUCUGGGAGCUGUGAGGGUCAUGGCGUCACCCUUGCAUAGCAUUCGGCUGCCUCUGGAUGACGAUCUGCUGUUGAUGCAGAAUGGUUCUAUGCUUCGCAAGGUCAAAUCCCGAAGUUGGAAGAAACAGAGAUACUAUAGGCUACAGGAUGAUGGAAUGACCGUUUGGUAUGCCCGGCAGGCUGGUGGAAGAACCAAACCCAGCUUCUCCAUUUCAGAUGUGGAGACAGUGCGAGAGGGCCAUGAAUCAGAACUGCUGCGAAGCCUAGCAGAUGAAAUCCCCCUAGAGCAUGGCUUCACAGUUGUUUUCCAUGGGCGCCGCCCCAACCUGGACCUAGUGGCAGGCAGCAUUGAGGAGGCACAGAGCUGGGUGCAAGGGCUUCGGCGCCUGCUGGAGAUCAUCACCAGCAUGGACCAGCAAGAGAAGAUGGACCAAUGGCUGAGUGAUUGGUUUCAGCAGGGGGACAAAGACCAGGAUGGGAGAAUGAGUUUCCGGGAGGUGCAGCGAUUACUACGGCUGAUGAACGUAGACAUGGACCCUGAGCAUGCUCUCCAGCUCUUCCAGGCUGCGGACAAGUCAGAGUCGGGGAUGUUGGAAGGAGAGGAAUUUGUGGAGUUCUAUCGGGCCCUGACCCAGCGCUCGGAGAUCCUGGAGCUGUUUGAAAUCCUCUCAGGGGAUGGCCAGAAGUUGACGCUGCUGGAGUUUUCAGAUUUCCUUCGUGAAGAGCAGAAAGAGGGAGACCAUGCUUCCGAUCUUGCCUUGGAACUGAUUGCUCGCUAUGAACCAUCAGACAGUGCCAAAUUGCGGCAUGUACUGACCAUAGAUGGUUUCCUUGCUUACCUCUGUUCCCCGGAUGGAGAUAUCUUCUCUCCAGCUUGCCGACCCGUUUACCAGGACAUGAGCUAUCCGCUGAAUCACUACUUCAUUCACUCCUCACAUAACACUUACCUGCUGGGGGACCAGCUUCGAGGACAGAGCAGCGUGGAAGGCUACAUACGGGCUCUGAAGCGGGGAUGUCGCUGUGUGGAAGUGGAUGUAUGGGAUGGACCCAGUGGGGAACCAAUUGUUUACCAUGGACACACUCUGACUUCUCGGAUCCCCUUCCAAGAUGUCGUGGCUACAAUUGCCCAGUAUGCCUUCCAGACAUCAGACUUCCCGGUGAUUGUGUCCCUGGAGAAUCACUGCAGCUGGGAGCAGCAAGAGGUCAUUGCCCAGCACCUGACAGAGAUCCUGGGAGAGCGACUGCUCAAUACCACCUUGGAUGGGCUCCUGCCCACCCAACUGCCAUCCCCAGAGGAGCUUCGAGGCAAGAUUCUCCUGAAGGGGAAGAAGAUGGGGACGCUUGAGGAAGAGCUCGGGGAGGCUCCAGGGGAUCCCGAGGAGCUUGAAGAGCCUGAAGAAGAGGAGGAGCCAGAGCCAGAAAUGGAGCCUGACGUGCUAGACUUCGAUGAGACAGCCCGAAAUGAGGACAAGAGGAAAAAGAAGACGGGGCUUGAGAAAUCCAAGCCCACCCUGUGCCCAGCGCUAUCGGCCCUGGUUGUUUAUAUGAAGAGUGUUCCAUUUCGAAGUUUUGCACACUCGAAGGCUCACUACCGCCUCUAUGAGACGUCGUCCUUCUCUGAGGCAAAGGCCCGGCGCCUGGUCAAGGAAGCCGGGAAUGAAUUUGUGCAACACAAUGCAUGGCAGCUGAGUCGAGUGUAUCCCAGUGGCCUGAGGACAGACUCCUCCAAUUAUAGCCCUCAAGAGCUCUGGAAUGCAGGCUGCCAGAUGGUGGCCCUCAACAUUCAGACUGCAGGGCUGGAGAUGGACCUUUGUGAUGGGCUUUUUGGUCAGAAUGGUGGUUGUGGCUACGUGCUGAAGCCGGCUUUUCUGUGUGACCCCCAAAGCUCUUUUCACCCUGAGAGACCAUCCAGUCCCAGUCUGACUCUUCUCAUUCAGGUCAUCAGUGGGCAGCAGCUACCUAAAGUGGCCAAUAGCAAAGAGGGCUCUAUUGUGGAUCCCCUGGUGCGGGUAGAAAUCUAUGGAGUGCCAGGAGACACAGCCCGGCAGGAGACCAGCUAUGUGGAGAACAAUGGUUUUAACCCCUACUGGGGGCAGACACUGCAGUUCCGGGUACGAGUGCCAGAGCUUGCCCUCCUACGAUUUGUGGUGGAAGAUUAUGACAGGGCAUCGAGAAAUGACUUUGUUGGUCAGUACACACUGCCUUGGACCUGUGUCCAACAAGGUGAGCCUGUUUGUCUAAGCUUUCAGUCCUAUCCUAUCCAAGCCUGUGUCUCUCAGCAGGCUGACCCUGACCCAAGCCUAGCUAAGGGACAGGGUGCUUCAUGUACCAUUCUCUACCGCACCUUGCCUACAUGGGGCUUUAUUCCUCACUCAGGUUACCGUCACAUACAUCUUCUCUCAAAGGAUGGUACGAGUCUCCAUCCUGCUUCCAUUUUUGUGUACAUCCAGAUCCGGGAAGAGCUAGAUGAGGAUGGAGACUGAGUGAGAAGCAUCAGCAAUUUAGGACAGGAAGAAGCAACAGCUGUGUAGAAAGAGUCCAAAAAGGGCGAGGAAAGAAGUGGCCAAGGGACUCACCAUUUGUCAAGAGGUUCCAGAGUCUCUCUUUUUUUUAAAGAAACAAAUAAUAAACACUAAUCCAAGUCAAGGGAAAGACAGGUAAAAGAGGAUGGCUGGGAAGACUGGACUGGGGAGACAUAAACAAUUUUGACAAAAUCCUAGAAGUCUUGAAAAUUCAUCUUAUUUGUCUAAGAGUGCUAUGCUGGGCAAAUGGCCAUCUACUGUAUGAAACCAACUGAUCAAUACACGUUUAUUAAGUGCUUACUAUGAGCUAGAAA